AUGAAUUAUUUUGAAGUCAUUGGCAAUGAUUCUUCAAUCAACCGAUCUGGGAAUUGGGGAAUCAUUAUACCCGAACCUCAACCACCAACAUUCGAUGAUAUCGCAAUGACCAAAUGCAUCGUAUUUGGAACUAUGUUUGUGAUUGCGUUUAUUGGAAACGUUGCGACCCUGAUACAAAUGUAUAGAAUGCGACAUCGGAAAUCAACGAUUAAUACCCUUAUAGUAAACCUAGCUAUCGGAGAUUUGUUUAUUGUUUGUUUCUGUUUUCCUGUGGAAGGAAUCUGGGCUGCUACUGUUCAGUGGUAUGGAGGAACGGCAAUGUGUAAAAUUAUUAAAUUCAUCCAAGUGUUUUCGUUAUAUCUUUCAACUUAUGUCACUGUAGCAAUAGGAUUGGACAGGUGCGUGGCUAUAUUAGACCCUAUGAGAAGAAAGAGCGCCCCUACGAGGGUGCGGACUAUGAUUAUGCUUGCCUGGUUUUUCAGUGCCUUGUUCAGCAUUCCUCAGGCUAUAAUCUUCAACGUGAGGAGAGGUCCAUUUAAAGAAGAUUUCUACCAGUGUGUGACGAUGGGUUCCUAUCCCAACGCAUGGCAGGAAGAAGUCUAUUCCAUAGCAUCAUUUUUGUUAAUGUUCGUUAUUCCAUUGGUUAUCAUCGGCACUGCUUAUGGAUUGAUAUUCAGCACAAUAGCUAGAAAAUCUAAAGAAUUCAUCAAAAAAAAUCCGACAGUUCGAACGACGAGUUAUAACGAUAUACAGAGAGGUCCUGUUCGGAGUAAUUUAUUACGAAAAGCUAAACGGAAAUCAUUACGGAUGUCCAUAGUGAUCGUGGUGGUGUUCGUUAUGUGCUGGACACCUUAUUACGUUAUCUUCAUCUGUUUAACAUUCUUAGAUUGGGAAGAGAUCAAUCCAAGAAUCUACCGACUGGUGCUAUGGCUGUUUUUCCUGGGAAUGAGUAACGCUGUUAUGAAUCCACUGAUAUACGGUGCUUUCCAGAUCUGCAAGGUGCAUACUCCAAGGUCAGUCCAUCUUAGAGCAUUUCGAAGUCACAAAAUCCUUCUUCUUUUCUAUUCAAAGUUUUAUGAUGGCUUUAUGUUUGGCUAG
Messenger RNA from Lottia gigantea (owl limpet), 1098 nucleotides. RefSeq lists its product as hypothetical. Gene Ontology annotation, biological process: G protein-coupled receptor signaling pathway. Gene Ontology annotation, cellular component: membrane. Gene Ontology annotation, molecular function: peptide binding; G protein-coupled receptor activity. NCBI's taxonomy places the organism in Eukaryota, Metazoa, Mollusca, Gastropoda, Lottiidae. The transcript is spliced from 3 exons. The record is from RefSeq and is a predicted model, not a curated record. Bases 1 to 1098 code for a protein of 365 amino acids.